Messenger RNA from Rhodofomes roseus, 1342 nucleotides. RefSeq lists its product as uncharacterized. Bases 134 to 1027 code for a protein of 297 amino acids. The transcript has 21 exons. NCBI's taxonomy places the organism in Eukaryota, Fungi, Basidiomycota, Agaricomycetes, Polyporales, Fomitopsidaceae. The record is from RefSeq and is a predicted model, not a curated record.
GGCCAAUGACCGCUAAUGACCGCAACGGUGCCGCGGCGGUGAAAUUGCACUGGCUUGAAGCCUACACAGGCAAAGUAUAAAGUCGACGCUCUGGCGAGCCGACCGAAAUCGUGCGCUGCAGUAUCAGCCCGCCAUGCGUAUGACUAGCCUCACACCGCGUUCAUUCGGCUCAUUCUUCAUUGGGACGACAAUUGCAACUGCUCUGUACGGCUGUGUGUGUGCUCAGCUCAUAUAUUACCUCAAGCGAUACUCCGAUAGAGACGGAAAGAUCAUGCGAAGUCUGAUAAUAUCUCUCUGUGCUCUGGAUACAUUGUCGAUCAUACUGAGUGUGGACGGAAGCUGGUAUUACACGGUUCAGAAUCAUGGCAAGAUGCCCAUAUCCGCAAUGCCAAGAUCGUCCCCGUUAGAACAUCUCAACGCAGCCGCUGUUACAUUUCUUGUACGGAGUUUCGACCUCUUCACGCUGUGGAAGCUGUCCGCGCGGCGACGGCACAGGGUUCCGCUGAUCGUGACGAAUACUGCGUUGUCGGUGAUCGCGUUUGGCUCCUCGCUUUCGAUGCUAGGUUAUGAGUCUCAGAUGGUCCGUGAUCUAUGGCAGAUGCUGCAAGAACCGAAGAUGCAAAUAUCGAUACAAACCCUAACGGCCUGCAUAGCGAACCUCAGCGUCUGCGCAUCUAUCUGCUGGGUCGUACGCGCUGAGAGUGCCAAGCUCGCAGCGAAUUCGAUCAUGCGGUCGACUGUCCGGAGGUACACCUUAUACACGGUCCUCCGUAACCUGCUUGCUGCUCUAGUUGAAUUAUUCGCUUUUAUGACGUACAUCAAAUGGAGAGACGGCGACUCUUAUUAUUGGACCAUGCUUCAUAUACCGUCUAGCAAAGUAUACGUGAAUUCUGUCCUCGCUAUGCUGAACGCUCGAAAUUCAUUGGCCGAGUACGGUCAAGAUAGGUCAACAUGUCCUGAUGAGAGCAUCGUGUUUGCGACUAUCAUUACCCUGGUUCCGAGGGAUAUAACCGACGAGUCUGUCUGAGAAGUUGCUGUGUUCGGUCGCCUUCAGCCUGCAUUAGGUAAACUGACGAUGUGCCGUCACGCUCGGCCAUUUAGGCCACCGCGACAUCACUGGCACAUCGCAGUGACACCUCUGAUCCUACUCAGUAGUGCCACAUAAUAUUGGCACUGGCCUGUCAUGGACGGAGCACAGUCCGAGUUGCCUACUACUCUAAACUCCCUCGCGUGAGCAACGAAGGAACCACCGGGCGGCACGCGGCUACUCGUAUAUCGCCUCAAGACGCAUACGAAUAGAGGACACGAUGGCAGUGGUUCCGAAGCAUAUCUGAUUACCGUC